This is a messenger RNA of Thermothelomyces thermophilus ATCC 42464, 1812 nucleotides long. RefSeq lists its product as uncharacterized. The coding region runs from base 1 to 1812 and encodes 603 amino acids. The record is from RefSeq and is a predicted model, not a curated record. The transcript is spliced from 8 exons. Lineage: Eukaryota; Fungi; Ascomycota; Sordariomycetes; Sordariales; Chaetomiaceae.
AUGGCACCCGUCUGCACCAUACCGGGCACCCCCGACCUCUAUGGCAUGGGCAUCCGUGUCUCCUUCUACCUCUUGUGGUUCUUCGUCCUCAUCGGCGAGCGGUGCCACGAGCAGCAUGCCCAAGUCCUUCGCGCCGCCGAGCUGGUUCUUGCCUACGCCGUCUUUCUCGGCUUGGCCGUGGCCGUAUCGGCGGGAAGUCUCUUUGCCGCCGAGGUCUAUAUCACCCUCCUUCUCAUCUCGACGACCGUGUACCUGCUGGUGCCCCGGCACACCACUGAUCUCAUGGCGUGGAUCCGUCCUGAUCUCGGGAUCGGAACUCAGCGUGGCGGGUUCGGUGUUGUUAGAGCAGCUCGAUUCCUCUCCGUAUUGAUCGUCAUUGGUCUGAACCUCUGGUUCUGGGGGGCUGGCGUCAAGUCUACGUCGAUUGACAGGAAUUUGAGAGAUCAAGGCGGUUGCUGUCCUUGCCAGCCCCCGGCUCAAGUUGGGUUUGCGUUCGGGCCAAUUGAGAUGCAGAGCGGGGGUUUCAGGGCCAUGAAUGUCCUCUUGAUGCUAGCCCUGCUCGCCGGGGGAGUGAUUGUUGGCGCGAUGAAGACUGGGCUCAUCAAGAACAGAAGCCGCUCCCGGAUUCGAGUCUUAAAGGAAGUCGAGACUUUCGGGGGGCUGACAGUUGCGUGCGUCCUCGUCGCCGCUACUGAACUGACGAUCAAAUGGAACAAGAUCUCGGGUGCCGUCAACCAGGUUUCGACUGCCGCGCAAUUUAUACCGCCGGGGAUUGUCGUAGCGUUGAUCUUGACCUUUCUAUCCGACCUAAAGAAUGGUUCCGCUGAAUCAGGGAACAGCGACAGUGGCGGCAGCGGGACCGGCAGCGGGACCGGCAGCGGCAGCAGUGGUGUUGGCAGCAGCUUGCCCGUGGGCUCUUCAGGCCCAUCUUCCUCUUCGAGCGGCUGGACCAAGCCUGCCAUGGGCGCCCUCGUCGCCCUACCCAUCUAUGCUGCUCCAGCUCCAAGCUCGAGUGCAUAUAUCUCUCGUCCGCCUCCCGAUUUUGACAAGGACCAUCCACCUCCCGACUUUGACAGAGAACAUCCGCCCCCGGAUUUUGACAUGGAGCAUCCGGCCCCUGAUUUCGGCCCCUUCACUCCACAUCCCGCUUUUACCGCAGCGAUCCGCAUCUCGAUCCGCUUUCCAGCAACCACCGGGACGGUCUUCAGUAGAGACAACCACUCGGCCACCGAUAAACCCUAUCAUCAUCAGCGUGUCUCCGCCAAGAAAACAGCGGCCAAAGGGGCCACGGCCAAUGUGAAGCCUCCCUGUCUUCAAUUCGGGCUGGUUGCUCCAAUCAUUUCGGAAAGAUACUCGGCGUCUACGGUCGCGACAACCCUCCACCAAAGCGCCACCAUGCGCCUGGCCCAGGCGCACGCCGACCUCUCCCGCCGACUCACACAAACGCUGGUCAAGAGCGACGCGGCCUUUCUCGAGUCCACCGAGGCGCACGUCAGAAAACUCACCCAGCCGCUGGACGCGGUCCGCAUCCGGUCGCAGCAGCGCGGCCGCGACGGGGCGCUGCGGAGUGAGGAGAGCACCGUGGGUGAGCUGGUCGCCCGCGCCGAAGAGCAGUUGCGGGAGUUUGAGAAGUGCAUGGCGGAGCUCUGGGCGGAGUGGGCUGUUGCCGACGAGGAGAUUGAGGAGGCUGAAGAGGAGGCUGUUGACCUGGGAGAGAAGGCGCUGGCCUUGAUGAAGGGGAUCGAAAAAGACUUUCGAAAGGAGACGCUACCGGAUCUGCAUACCUUCUUCCAGUCCAUCGACGAGCCGUAA